CUUUGUAUAUGCUCCCAUUUUUAUUCGGGUAUUCACAGCAGUUCCCGACUAAUACCCAAGUCUCCUAAUGAUCCUUAUAUCGCAACAAACGCUAAUAAAACAUCACGAAGUCGAGCCCUUGGAAAAUGACCAAAAAGUGGGCAAAGCACCGGCAGCGCAUCACCAGCCUGUACCUCGACGACAACAAGCCUCUGCAUGAGGUCCAAUCCAUCAUGAAGGACCAACAGAAAUUUACAGCAUCAACAAGAGCAUACCGCCACCGCUUCAUGAAAUGGGGCCUCUCCAAGUACAGCCCGCAGCGGCGGCGAACGUCCACCAGCUCUGCCGGAUCCUCAUAUGACGCGCCGGAGCCAACGAGGCCGACUGUCCCGCUGUGGCCCAGCGUAUCCUACCCCCUGGCAGAGCCGGCGUCUCCGUUGUUUUCGUCUCCUGAGAUGGGUAGUUAUGCACAGGUAUACUCCCCCGAGAGCACGGACACCACGCUCGACACCACCAACCCGUCCUCCCCAGCCCAGCUCGGCACGUACGGCGAGCAGCCACCACCCCCACCCAUAACCGGCUACCCGCCCUCGCCUCCACGGCAGGCCUGGGCCCCGUCCCAGUCGCUCUCCUGCCAGCAACAGAGUCUAUCCUGCAGCGACGGCAUCAGCUGCAUCCUUCCCCCCAUCCGAGCCGCGCAGUGGGGAGAGUGCCCCUGCCCGAGCUGCGUGUUCCCGGCGGCUGCGGCGGCGCUGCCGAGCUUUUGGGAGGUCAGGGUGAGGGACGACGGACAGGUCGGCGAGUCGUUGUUGUGUGGGCUGGAGGAGGAGAACUAUGUCCAUGUGUGCUAUCCGCGGGUGCAGGAUGGGUUUCUGAACACGUUUGUUCGGGAGUGAUUUUUGUGUCUUUUUUGGUGUUUUUGUACAAGUUGUUUUUGGACACCAAUGUCUGUGAUAAACUACUACGUUUGGGAUUCGGUUUAUGAGCGUAGGUCUAAAAUAUGCCUACCUACCCUGUUUAAUAUCUAUCAUUCUCCACUCAAUUAUAUAUAUACGUUUAUAUUCUACAAGC
Pyricularia oryzae 70-15 is the source of this 1050-nucleotide messenger RNA. RefSeq lists its product as uncharacterized. The transcript has 3 exons. Bases 126 to 875 code for a protein of 249 amino acids. Lineage: Eukaryota; Fungi; Ascomycota; Sordariomycetes; Magnaporthales; Pyriculariaceae. The record is from RefSeq and is a predicted model, not a curated record.